AUGAAAUCACAAAUAUCAAAUGACAGCAGCAAUCAGUUCACACACAUCCUCCUCCAGUUUCAUCUCCCCUGCCAGCACGACGAUGACGACGAUUGGUCUUAUCGCCUCCACGGCGUCCAUGACGAGCACGACGAGCACGGCGCGCACCACCCCCAGAAAGUGCUUCUAUGCCAGAGCAGCACGCCAUUAGCCGCAGCCGCAGCCAACUCGUCCCGCUCUCUCUUUAUAUCCACAGCCACCGAUCCAGCGACGCUGCAGGAAGUAGCCAUACCCACGCUCCACCCACUCAAUCAAUCCACGCUUGACGCGCCCAUCACCUGCAUUUCAACGGAUACCUACGAUAGCUACAUUGCAGCAGCCACCACGACAAACAUCCAUAUCUUGAGCCGCGACUUGCACCUGCUCCAUACGCUCGAGUCACCCGCCCCCCACAUCCACAGCCUCUGCCAAAGAUACUUGGCCUAUAUCCACCCCCACCCCACUUCCACUUCGGGUAUUAUCGCCGCUAACAAUCUCAAUUACGCAGACAGGCCGAGCUACUCCACUGCCGAAAUUGCCUCCCAUCUCGCCAGCUACAUUGAAGCCGGCUACAAACGUGGGCACAACACUUUCGACUCUCUGCGCAACACCUACUACAGCAGAUCAGCGCCUGUUCCGAGCGAGAGUGUGAGUGCAUCACCUCAGUCUCAUUCUCAGGCUCAGGUUCAGUUUCAAGACUUAUACCGCCACAGCAAGCAUACACACGUAGUGCGAGUGCUCGACAUACCCACUCAGCGCACAGUCGGUCUAUUCGACUCGUCGCUUUCCCCCCUAUCACACAUCUCGCUCAGUCCUAGCAGCAGGAAUGUUUUGGUAGCAGAUACCAAUGCGCACGUGUUCCACAUCUACGAAUUGCGUCCACGCCCGCUCAUCGGCGUGCAUAUGCGCGAAAACGACAGCGAUUACGACUGUGUGUGGCACAGGUAUGCACUGAGGCGGGGAUACACGACUGCGCGCGUGCAGAAUGUAUCUUGGAGCAGAAACGAGAGGUGGGUAGGUGUCACUACGCACACGGGUACCACACAUGUAUAUCCUCUCAACCCUAACUCGGGUGGGAGAGUCACUGAGGCGCAUGUCUCAGGUGAGCCUAUCAGCAUGGGGGCGGUGAGCAGUCACUCACACUCCCACUCUCACCUCUCUACCACCCUCAACAGCAUUGUCAAAAUAAGACCCAGUGGGUCAGACGAGGGGGAUCGGCAGCGUUGGCACACAAUGCACACUAUGCACUCCACGCACUCGGCUCACUCCACACGCUCCCCCUAUGAUGUCGCUUUCGCUUUCGCAGAUGUGCACACACCCGCCAAGGGCAGUCUGGUGGUGUAUGUCGCCGACAGCGCCCGAGACAAGUUUGCGCAGCUCGACUAUACACUGAGUUGGAGCGAGGGGGGUGACUUGAGCGAGAAGCAGAUGCAGACACAAAAGAAACCUCCCUCCGUGCAUGCCGCACUGGGAAAGGUUUGCGACGUGGUCACACAAGAGGAAUCAAACGGGACAUCAAAGGAGCAGCAUAUUUCACACACCAUCUCACACCCCAGCAACCCUCCCCCCAUUUGCCAAAUGUCGCGUGGCGAGAUCGAGACAUUUGACGUAUCGGCUUUGCGUAGUAUAUUCUCAUCGCGACAGAUUGAAUUCAGGGCAGCGUCGACGGAUAUACUAGCGCGGUAUGCGGAUGAUGCGACUGAAUUGAUACGCCACUCGUAUGUGUAUAGAGUAAGACCGGAGGUGGAGGUAAGGAAGGAGAGGGAGAAGGCUAACGAUGACGAGAAGAAGGACAGUAACGAUAAUGACAUAGAAAAAGACAUAGAAAGCACCAUCGAAUACACCAUCGACCCCUCGUCUAUCCAUCACAUCAUCCCGGCUCUGCCCAACGGCGUCAAUUAUAAAAGCAGCUUGUCACUGCCUGAUCAGCACACAUUGAGAAAAAUAAUCAAGGGCUCUUAUAGUAGAAUCUCAUCCACGUUCGGCAGUCCUGAGGCUGUGGCGGGCGGAGACACGGAAGACAAUGAUACUGCAUCCGUAGAGGGUGAUGUGAGGGUGUACAAAGAGGCAAAGGAAGCGUCUGAAGAAGCUGACCGCUUUGUUGUUGGGCUGGUCGACGAUGAGGAGGAAGGGGAGGGGGAGUGA
Messenger RNA from Wallemia ichthyophaga EXF-994, 2163 nucleotides. RefSeq names its product Breast carcinoma-amplified sequence 3-like protein. Lineage: Eukaryota; Fungi; Basidiomycota; Wallemiomycetes; Wallemiales; Wallemiaceae. Gene Ontology annotation, biological process: autophagy; response to starvation. Bases 1 to 2163 code for a protein of 720 amino acids. Gene Ontology annotation, molecular function: protein binding. The record is from RefSeq and is a predicted model, not a curated record. The transcript is spliced from 3 exons. Gene Ontology annotation, cellular component: cytoplasm.